AUUGAAGUAAUUUCUGCCUAAUUAAAAAAAAUUAAAUCAUAUUCAGAUUUAUUUACUAUUUUCCACCAAAAAUAAAACAGCACGCUCCGGUAACUUGGUCAACUCAAUCUUUUUGCUCAGUUCAACCUUUCGCCGGCAUCACUAUUUUUCAAUUCUCCGAUCAAUGGAAGACGACGGUGGACGACGUACCAUUCUAGGGCAAGGUGGUGAUCGAGUAAAGCUCAACGUCGGCGGUAAGCUCUUUGAAACCACAGUAUCAACACUUCGUUCUGGUGGACCAGAUUCUCUUUUAUCCGUCUUAACGAAUCGGAAUUCCGACGAGCCUGUUUUCAUCGACCGGGACCCAGAAAUCUUCUCGGCUCUUUUAGCUCUUCUCCGGUCUAAUCGUCUCCCUUCAACAGCAAAACGUUUCUCUAAUCAAGAGCUUAUCGAUGAAGCUGUUUAUUACGGAAUUGAAUCACAACUCAGAUCUGCACUCGCCCCGAGUCGACUCAGUGGAAUCGACGCGUCACUUUUCUCAACCAUUCGUCCUACCUCUGAUGGCGUUGUAACGGACUUCAAUGCUGUAGACUCUGAUGGCUCCGUUUGGGUUGCUCACGGCGGGCAGGUUUCUGUUUAUGAUUGGAGUUUGACACAUACCGAAACUAUUAGGACACACCUUGAUUACAUCAGCUCCGUUAGGAAGGUUGGACCCGAUUUGGCUGGUGUUGCUUCUGAAUUCGAAUCCGGGCUCCAUUUUUACAACUUGGCUAAUGGACGUAGAGUUGGCUCUGUGGAAUGGACCGACCCGUCUGACCCGAGAAUCUACAAGGCCCGAGUACACGCUGUUGUUGACUCGCCGGACUCUGUUUUUGCUGCCUUCGAGUGUCAACAUAGAGAAAAUUGUGUUCUGAGUAUUGAUAAGUCUACGAUGAAAGCGGUUUCGGAGUUGGGAAGACAAUCUGGUAAUUCGGCAAAGUCAACUGUUGUUGGAAAGUUAACAUUUUUGCCGGAGAUUAAUGCGCUAGUCGGUGUUUCAGUUACUGCCGGAGCUUUUGGGUAUGCCGGUUAUGUGCGGUUGUGGGACUCCAGGUCCGGAGACGUUGUCUGGGAGACGAAUGAGCCGGGUUCAGGUCGGAGCAGUCGGUUCGGGGACUCGUUUGCUGACGUUGACUUUGACAGGGAGGAUUUGACUAUGUUCAAGAUAUGUUCAAAAUCAGGUGAUUUGGCUGUGGCAGACCUACGUAAAUUAAGUGAAGAUCCAUGGGUUUAUCUGGAAGAGAAAAAUCCAUGCAUGAGGAAUUCAGGUGGUGGAACUAGUAGCUUGAUUCACUGUUAUAGACAGCAGGUGUUUGUGGGAAGAGAAGGAGGGCUGGAAGUAUGGUCGAGAAUGGUGGAGAAUAGAAGUGAUGUUGAGAGGGAAAGGGUGUUGCAUGAAGGAUUGUAUAGGAGGAAUUAUAUGGAUAAAGUGGAGGAUGCCGGAAGAGGGAUCAUAAAGAAGAUUGAGGGAGCUGGAGAUAGGUUGUUUGUUUCUAGAGAAGAUGCUGAGGGGAUUGAAGUGUGGCAAAGUUCUCAGUUUUCCGGUGCUGUUUUAAGUUUGUGAUCGUGUGGAGCUGUGAGCUUUGUAUGAGCUUACGUUGCCUGUUUCAUGUCCUAACAGAGAAGAGGGUUGCAAUCAAUUGACGAUUCGAGUGAAACUACGAGCCGACCUGAGCUACUUUGAGAUUGAGCAGAUUUGUUGUAGUAUAUUUUUGAGCUGUUUGCAAUGGUCAUCAAUGGGAAGUUGGUCUAUGGUCAGAGUAAAGUUAGAAUCCACCCCGAACUAGUUUGAGAUUGAGCUUAGUUGUUGUUGUAUAUAUUUUAGCUGUCCAACUACAGCUUGCAAUGGUCAUCAAUGAAAUGAAUUGUGUAUUUGGUUGGAUGUCAAGUUGAUCAAUCAAGGAACAAUGUGCAAAGAUUUGAUACGACCGUGACAAAUACCUGAAAUCAGAUUCUUGUUGAUCCAUUUUGGACAUGAUGUUGAUCAAUCAAGAACAAUGUGGACGCGUGUUAUGCCAUCAUGUGAAAUGAAUUUGGGGUUUAUUGGUGAAUUUGGGCAUCCCUGUUAUCAAGAAAGAAUGGUAUCCAAGCGUGUUUAAUUAUUUGUAUCAGAGGUUCAAGGACUAAGGCCUUUUCAAUUAGUUCUUGUUAGAAUUGUAGAGGAAAAGAAGUUACUCGCUGAUGGAGUUGAAUGAUCCCAAGCCAGUAAUAUUCUUGAAGGUCACAUUGCAUACCAAGCAGAACAGCUGGGCUGCAAGCUUGGAGAUCUUUAGGGUUUGGUAACCUCAUUAUUUUUUGUCGUGUUAGUACAUUUACCUCAGGUCCCAUGUUUUUCUAGGAAUCUUUUAGUGAGAGAAAAUAGUGAGAAUCUAGUAUUUGUAUUCUGUUUCAAAAAAAAAGAAUCUAAUACUUGUAUUUUUGUUCAAUACUGGUCCAAGAUGAGCUUAAAUGGAGCAACAUGCUCCGUGAGGAUUUACAUCGCUGACCCCAACUUGCAGCGUUGUUGUAAAUUGGUUUGUGAAAAUUUUCUUAGGAGGUUGAGAUGCGCGCUAUUUCCAAAUGUUAAAUGAAACAAAGCAUGUCGGUCAACUAGCAUAAACACUUGUAGUAAUGCUCCAUUGGCCAUCCUUGUUGUUUAAUUUCUUGUUAUAUGUUAGUUAUGUAGGACAACUUUUCUUGAUAUUUAUUAAUCUGCUCAUUAAAUCAGCAUUGUGUGUGGUGGUGGGUUAUUGCCUCUCUUCAAAGCAUUCUAGAUUGACUGGUUAACCUAUGUAUAUUCAUUUUCUUACAGAGCUAACUAUAGUAAGUUGUUGUAAGUAAGCUUGCAACAUGAUUUGCCUAAUAGAUACUGUAUAAUUGAACUACAGUAAUAAAUCAUUCAACAAUUAUUGUUAAUUGCUGUUUGCAUAUAUACUAUGCCUGGAUGCUUUAGGAAAAUAGUUCACAGUAAGUAACUUCUGGCCUCAAUUUAAGUUUGACUGAAGUCUCUGCUGCUACUGAUGUUUUCCUAAGGGCUAGUUUUCAGCUUGUGAAUAUGAGCCCCAGCUAUCAAAUUAUAACAAAUCCAACUAGGUGCGUGUUUAUUUAUUAAUAAUGGCGUGGGAUAUAAUUUAUCCAAACAUGUAAAGAAGGCUGGAAUUGCAUACUAUUACUUGUUGAUUGCCAGGAUGGUGGUAUGUGUGUAUCUUUAAUGAUCAAGAUAGUGUUUGGCGGUGUUCGGGAAAGCGAGCGCUUCAUUGCUUUAAGCGAUGAAGCGAAGCGAAGCAAGGGUUCAGCGCUUCAGCGAGAAAAUCAUGAAGUGACCAGAAGCAGCCCCGCUUUUGGGAUUGAAGUGUGAAGCGAGAAAAGCGGCACUUAUAUUUUUUUGAUUAAUAAGUGAUCAUUUUAAAGAAUAAAAAGAGUCACCACUUGUAAGGUUUCAGUGUACUCUUCCCUUCCAACUAGAAGUUGGGAAAAUGAACUUCUUGCAUCUUUAGCUACUGGAGUGCUGCGAGAAAUUGGACAGCGAUGCAACUCAAAGGUUGAGCUCAGGCCUGUGGUGAGCACCAGUGAGGAAUUGCAAUUUUCAGUUGAGGUUAGAAAAUUCAUUAUGGAAGAAUGUUUUUCACCUAUCCGAAGCUAUUGCAGGGAUUGAUUAAUUGCAUUGUUUGUCGUAUAAAUAUGAAGAGAAAUUUCCGUUAAACAGCACUAGCUUCCACUGAUAGUAAUAGUGUUCCUCUUUUGAUUCUAACGGGAUACUAGGAUGUACUGUGCAAGGUAAUGGCUGACGAGAUACCUGAAAGUCGUGUGCUAAUGACUUUGACAUUCAUGGAUAUGUCUUGAUAUUUGACUCUGAAAAUUGUAUGAACUGUCUGUUAAUGUCAAUCUUUGAAAAUGUUCAUUUUGAUA
Molecule: messenger RNA, 3906 nt
Organism: Solanum lycopersicum (tomato)
Lineage: Eukaryota; Viridiplantae; Streptophyta; Magnoliopsida; Solanales; Solanaceae
Product: protein ENDOPLASMIC RETICULUM-ARRESTED PEN3
Biological process (GO): protein homooligomerization
Molecular function (GO): protein binding
Source: RefSeq, a predicted model, not a curated record